UGCGCGCUUCUCCACAUCAUGAACAUCGCGCAGUGUAUGUCAACUCAGAAGAAAUGCCAUCUCACCUAAGUGAUCUUUUUUUUCCUUCUCCCUCUUGGAUUUUUCCCCUCACUAGGUCGGAUCGCCUUAUCUUUUAUUCACCGGGCUAUCACUUGAAUUGCCUUCAUGACCUGUAAGAAUUUAUACCUGAAAACCAUGAAGACAUUUCCUCGUCUGUCGCUUACGCGUCCUUUCAACACAAUUACACCCCGUAACUAGAUUGAUCUUGUGGGUUAAAAUCCGCACUGGUGAAGCAAUGGGAAGACCUUCAAGUAUUCAGGACCUUGCCGUAAAUGACAAAGGCGUUUUCACACCGUGAAUAUUGGAGCCCAGUUUAGUUAACAUUGCCAUGGGGAAUAGUCUCUGCUGAAAUACAGGGAGAAAAGACAAAAGUCAAGGACGUGAGAAAGAGAGAGAGAGAGUAGCCUUGAGGUGAAGACAUGGUCAUCACUGACAGGAGCUCCAGCACUCCUGUACCCAAAAAGGACCUCACAAAGAAGAAGAGGAGGAAGUCUCGCCCUCAUGGCCUGCCCUCUCCAGCACUAUGCUGCGCCUGUGGCCUAUGCAUCAUGCUGGCUGGAAUCAACAUCACCCUCGUGGGGGCUUUUGCCUUCAGCACAUUGGUGCCUUCUGCCAACCCCCCCAUCAUCAUUGGACCUAUCCUGCUGCUGGUGGCCUUUUCCUUUUUUGGGGCCUGUUGUGUGUGCAGCCGCCUUCCGCCUGCCCAGAGCUCACAUAGGUCUAAAUUAGGUGGUCGAGGAACGGGGUUGAUGGGACAUGGUGGGUUAGCCGGAGGAGCAGCCUUCGAAAUAGAGACCAGCGAGCACACGCUGCAGGAUACAACAGCUGUGCAGCUCAGUCCCACGCCCUCCCCUGGAUCAUCUCGGGCGUCCAGCCCAGAAAGGGAGGCUCUUCCUGACGCAGCUGCACCUGGGACCUGCAAGCUUUUCACCAUGGAGACCAAUGGCCCUUCGUCUGUUGCUACUAGCGCAAUCUACUCAGCCUCCACGGUAGCAGGAGGGGAGGUGAGGCUCAACCUGCCACGUGAAGAAGUGGUCACCUAGCAGGACCGAACACAUGACAUCCCUGUAGGAAACUCUUCCAAGGCUGGUGCGCUAGAAUUGUAAAUAGCAUUCUGGCUCGCUAAGAUUGAUUGUGUCUGCCGAUUUCCAUAGUGCCAUUCCUCUGGUUGUGACAAGUUCUUGAUGAUAUGUGUUUGAUUUUAUUGCUGUCAACCAGUAAAUAGCAUGCAUUGUUGAUGACGCAUCCAAGUAUUUGUGGAUCAUAGUUCUUGGAAUUCAAAUUCCUACCUCCCUUGUGCUGUUGUUCUGCAGGUCCUUGUUUUUAACUUUGGGCAUUAUGACCAGUUUCUAUGUAGAAGCCAAAAGAAGUGGCCAAACUUAUCAUGUGUAUCUCUCACAUUUACUCUGGCUAAUGGAAAUCUGAAAAAGCGAAACAAAAUGUCAGCUAACCUCUCGGCAGUGAUUUGAGUCGAUGUGAAAGAUCAGUGAUGAAAACCAGAGUGGGAAUAUAUGUAGUGACACUUGGCAUUUUGUGUGCCAUUCUCAGAGCUGAACCUGUUUUGGGGAAAAAGAACAUAAUAGGUCAUGGGGGUCCCAAAGCAAUAUUAUCUCACCUGGCAUACAGCUGAAAGUAAAUUCUUGGCAUUUACAGUUCUUGUUUAGUUCUUUUGAACUAAUCAUAGAUGAGUAAUGAAACAAUGGCACUUGCCGUCAGCCAGUAAAUUUGUAAUGAAUGAUGGUAUGUUGUACACUGUGGUAUUUUUACAUGUAACUGUGUACAAUGUAGGAUCCUGGAAGCAACACUGUGGUUUGAUAAGUGUAAGCCUUUGUAAAAUUAUCACACCUACAUUAACACUGUGAAUACUAUGUUUUGGUCACUAUGCUAGAAAGCCUUAUCUAAAUUUUAUAUGUACAUGUUCAAUGGCAAGAUACUUACAAAUGACUAUUUUAAAAGGUUAUUUUUCCCUUAUACUUAUAGAUAUUAAAUCAUUCCAUUACACCUGUAAUGCAAUUGAGUGAUUUUCACUAUAAUACAAGUGGGCUAUUAUAACAUAAGGUUGCAGUGUGAUUUCAUAGAGGAAGAGCAUGUUAUACAAAUGUGACCAUCCAAAUUUAACUGUAUUCAGUACCACUGUCAUGACGCACGUUAAGGAUACGUGUGUGCAUUUUGUGUAUCUCAGUUUUGCCACAUUGAUGUACUGUAUUUGGAUGACAGCAAAAAAACUAACUUUGUUUGAUAUAGCAUGGCAAGUCACUCUUCAUUUAGAUUUCAAGAGAGCACAUUUGACUUUGUGUACUAACCUCUACUGGAAAUGAUAGGACACAGCCCAGCUGAGGUGUUGGACAUACAGUUUAAAUGUUCAGAUUCUGACCAUGAGUUCAUAUCUGUUCCCCAUCACUGUGAUGUCUCCUCAUCAGUUAUAAACUGGAUUGGCCAAGUAAAGACAUUUCAGCUGAUUUCCUGUAAAGGAGCGUUGCCUUAGACUGAGAUAUCAGGAUCAAACUAAUGAGGGCUAUAUGAAAGUGCACAAUGGUAUUUUUUAAAAAUUAUUUAUUAGAAAACCUUGUUGGGCUCUGGUUUUCUAUCCCAUAUUGCUAGGAUAGAUCCAACUUUUUUUUUUCUUUUUGUGAGGAUGUCCACCACAGACUGAAUAAGAACCGACUGCUUGACUACAUCACAAUUUUGAACCAACAACUGGAUCAUCAGAGUUUUUUUGUUUAUUUGUUUGUUUGUUUUUUAUCAAUUUGCUGAUCUCCUCAUGAUUAUCAACGAUUGACCAGAACAUUCCCAUGUUAUUCUUCACAUCACUUAUAAAGCAUCUCAAAAACUAAUGGAAAUGGAGUGACUAUUUUUGUGAAGAUUAUAAUUUCUGUUUAUUUUAAAAGAACCUGAUCCAAAUGUAAAUAUUUCAAAAGGCUAAAUAAAAAAGGCUCUUUCAGUAGAACAAGAAGCUGUUCCUUACAUACGCAUGACAUGACUGCAUGUUCUUGCUGCAUUGCAUUUUUGUGUCAUCAUGAAGUGAAAUGAAUAAAAAUGUCCAGCUGGUCUUGUCAUACU
This is a messenger RNA of Myripristis murdjan (pinecone soldierfish), 3120 nucleotides long. It is a transcript of the gene tmem275a, whose product is annotated as transmembrane protein 275a. Lineage: Eukaryota; Metazoa; Chordata; Actinopteri; Holocentriformes; Holocentridae. The record is from RefSeq and is a predicted model, not a curated record. The transcript is spliced from 2 exons. Bases 480 to 1103 code for a protein of 207 amino acids.